AUGAAUAAUUAUCAUUAUUUAUUCAAGUUCAUUAUUGUGGGAGAAUCAACUGUUGGAAAGAGUUGCUUAUUAUUGCAAUAUACAGAAGGCAGAUUCCGAGUGGGAUAUGAUACUACCAUUGGCGUAGAAUAUGGAUCUAAAGAAUUCAUCUAUGAUGAUAAACUCAUCAAGUUAUAAUUGUGGGAUACGGCAGGCUAAGAGUCCUUUCGUUCUAUAACUAGGGCAUAUUACAGGGGAUCUAUUGGUUGUUUCUUGGUCUAUGAUAUCUCGAGGAGAAUAACAUUCGAUAGAAUUUAAACAUGGGUAAAGGAUGUGUAAUAAGACACCAAUAAUCAAAUUGAAUAUUUUUUGGUAGGCAACAAAUGUGAUUUAAAAGAUCGAAAAGUUAGUUAUGAUGAAGGGAGACAAUUGUCAAUCCAAUUAGGGUGUGAAUUCUAGGAGACUUCAGCCAAAACUGGAGAAAAUGUAGAAUUUAUAUUUGAAACUUUAACUAAGAAAAUUUAUGAGAAUAUUAAAUCAAAUAAGAUUGAUCCUCUUGAUCCCAAUCACGGAAUCAAAAUAGGAAAGAUUCGAGAAAAUGAAAGAGUUACAGAAAUUCCUAACUAAAAAAAAAGAAGUGUUUGUUGUUGA
Messenger RNA from Paramecium tetraurelia, 630 nucleotides. RefSeq lists its product as uncharacterized. Gene Ontology annotation, molecular function: GTPase activity; GTP binding. The record is from RefSeq and is a predicted model, not a curated record. The transcript is spliced from 4 exons. Gene Ontology annotation, cellular component: Golgi apparatus. NCBI's taxonomy places the organism in Eukaryota, Ciliophora, Oligohymenophorea, Peniculida, Parameciidae.